Aspergillus puulaauensis is the source of this 789-nucleotide messenger RNA. RefSeq names its product SDR family NAD(P)-dependent oxidoreductase. The record is from RefSeq and is a predicted model, not a curated record. NCBI's taxonomy places the organism in Eukaryota, Fungi, Ascomycota, Eurotiomycetes, Eurotiales, Aspergillaceae. Bases 1 to 789 code for a protein of 262 amino acids. The transcript is spliced from 2 exons.
AUGGACUUCCCCGAGGCCCCGAUUUUCCCCGUCCUCAAGGACAAAGUGGCUAUCAUUACUGGUGGCGCCCAGGGCAUGGGCAAGGCCACAGCCUCCGUCUUCCUCCGCGCAGGGGCAAAGGUGGUCAUCGCCGAUGUCAGGGACGAACAGGGGGCCCAGGUUGCUGAGGAGCUCUCUUCCCUUGGCGAGGUUCGUUUCGUACGCACAGACAUCUCCAAGUCGGAGGAUAUCCAGAACCUCAUCGCGCAGACUGUCAGCGCAUUCGGCAAGCUAGAUGUAGCCAUCAACAACGCCGCGAUGACCCCUGACAAGACGGCGCUCCUCGAAGCAGACGAGGACUACUGGCGCCGGCUGAUAGAUGUCAACCUGACGGGGACUGCGCUCUGCUGCAAGUAUGAGAUGCAGCAGAUGAAGAAGCAGGGCACCAGGGGCUCAAUCGUCAACAUUGCCUCGAUCAACGCGUACAUGCCGCAGCCCAACAUGCCGGCGUACACUCUAUCAAAACACGCCAUUCUGGGGUUGACCAAGCACGCAGCCACAGAGGGAGGUCCCAGCGGCAUUCGGGUAAACACCGUGGCCCCAGGAGCUAUUUUUAGCGAGAUGUCUGCUGCGGCCCUGGAGAUCAUGGGCACAACGCACGACGAGUUCGCGCCCAAGGUCAGCAGUCUGCACCGGUUCGGUCAGCCCCAUGAGGUCGCCCAGGCUUCGCUCUGGCUGGCUUCGGACAGCUCGUCGUACGUUCACGGCGUUAGUCUUCCGGUUGACGGAGGAUUCCUUUCCAAGUGGUAG